AUGGAUUACUUUUCCAAAUUCAAGAAACGUAUUGUAACACCCAAAGCACAGCCGACCAGUGCACUGCAGUUAGUCAAAUUUCAUAAAUGCUGGGACUAUGUUCAUAACAUCUUUAUAGCAGAGGAUCGCAGGGCCAAUUUGCAUGUCAAACAGACAGAGAUCCCAGAGAGAUUGCGCCAAAUGGUAGACAUGCUGGUAGAUGAAGAGGCGCGACAGGAGGACAAUACAACAGGCGUGUGCAUGGAGUACUUUUUGAAGCAUGGCAUACUACAGUACUUGGUCAACGUGUCUGAAAAGAUGGAUUAUCCAGAGGGCAUCCGUGGCGAAAGCAUUCGCACCAUCGCAUCCAUGGUGGAUCUACUGGAUGACCGCUUUCUCGUCCAUAAUGCAGUUCAUAAACCCACCAUCAAGCUGCUUCGAUUUUGUGUCCUGGAUGAGAGACAAAGUGAAUUGGAUCACGAGGAUUUGGUGGACCUCAUGUACACGAUAUGCUCCAAGAUUCAUGGAUUUCCAGCACUACUGAACAUCUUCUUUCAUGACAAGCAAUGGCUUACAACACCACAAAAGCCAUCAGCAACCGCAACAGCUACUACAGCAGCAGCAGAUACGCCCAUCAUGACGCCUAUGGUAGAGGUACCCGUUGCCCCACCUGAAUACGAAUUCCUGUUGUUUACAUACCUGCUGAGAUAUAUCCAUCGUGAGGGACGAUCUGGAGACUACGCUCGCACUGGAUUGUUGUUUUUGAUGGAGAUGGCGACAGAGCAACUAGGCGACUUUAUACUGGAAUCAGACUUUGCUACCAUCAUGGCCGCUGGAUUAGGCGCACUGUACUCGCAACUGCCUCGCAAGCUCAUCAUCAAAGACGAAAAGGAAGUCAAUAGCACAGCAGCAUCUUACUUGUUGGGUCAAGAUUUGGACCCUCGAUCUUACCCAUCAGACGAAUUUGGUGUCGAGCAAUCCAGCUCUGCUCAGUUCAAGUACCAGCUAGAUUCCUUUUUGAAGCUGCUCGAGUUUUGUCAGGAUGUGCUGCUUCGAUGUCCAAACAAUGCUAUCUCUGAGCGCUUAUUACAGUGUAUUCGUGGCAUUUUCAUGGAGAAUAUCUUGUAUCCGUCCAUUUUAGAAUGCUCUGAUGCAGAUGGAUCGUCAGUAGCUGUCAUCAGCUAUAUCGACUUGAUACUGCAGAUUGUACAGCAGCAGGAUUUAGCGUCGGUGAUGGUAGGCUUUCUUAUGGAGGAGACAGACGACGAAGAGCAGAUAGUGCAAAAGUUGAUGAUGGCGACACCAACGAGCUUUCGAGGCGUAGAGCUUGAUUUCAAGAGCACACCUUACUUUACGGCAGCAGAGCGGUUCACACUCAAGGACCUGAUCUUUACCAGACUCAAAUCAAGCUCACAACCCACUGUCAUUGCAACACUGAAGCUACUCAAGACUUUGAUUGUCAAGCACUGCAGGUUCUCUGACCGACUACUGUCCACAGUACCCGACAGAAACGAUGAACAAGCACCGCCUUCUACCAAUGUCUCGCACCAUAUCCGCGAAAUUCAGCUCUACUUUUCACUGAUAUCAGCCAUCGAUCAAGUGCAUGCAGAUGACAUUCUGGCCAUGGGAUACGAGGACUAUUUAGAGGAUGUAAAGACAACCCUAGAGCAAGAUGUAUGCUACCAGGGCCUGCUUGAAUCACCUUACACCACACAACAGCAAUUGCAUAAGAAGCCUGCGCCUUCAAAAAGUGAGCGACGUCGAAGCUUCAAGUAUGGCCAGCGGGCAGGUGCAUCACACGAAGAAGUGCACCAACCACACCAGCACAGUAUACUGCCAACGAGACAGCCUCCAGUGCGCCAGCGCAUCCGAUCCACAGACACUCUGCUUCAGCUUUUACUGGGUUUAUUGUCGCACUUUUUUGCACAAUCCUCUGAACUCAAUCUCGCAUUGACCAGUGUCAUCUCUGCGCUGGCUCUUUGUCCAUACCGAAGCUUGGAGGGAUGGAUCUCGUUUUGCGAGUCAGACCGUACCAAUGCAAACGACAUACUGCAUUUGGGCAGCAAGGGUGGUGCCAGAAACAGUGGUCUUAUGGACAUGCCUGCCUUCCAUGAAAUGCACCAGACCCAAGCUAGCAAUUCAAAGACUACGGAUGACGAUGAUGAUGAUGACAAAUCGUUGGAUUUUGGUGCAGAGCGCAAUUCAGUUCACAUGACAACGCCAACACAGUUCAAAUCAUUUCCUCCAUUUUAUACGCUGUUCCGUACCUUGACACAGCAGGUGGACUAUUAUAGAUCAGAAGUCGAUGGCUUUGAUGCCUUGCUGGAUGAACGAUGGGGUGGCCUUUUAUUUGGCCAGACUACGAUGGCUGCUGCUGCUGCUCCUGUGCCUUCCUUGUCGAGUUCCAUUCGUCGAGGAUCUACACUAGAUUCACAGCCUUCUGCAUCGACUAGCACAGCAACGACCAGUGCUGCAUCCAUGGUCGGCAAGCUGUUUGGUUUAGGCGGGAGCUCGAGCUCGGCGACCCACAAUUCAAGCACGUCGCAUGCUAAUGGUGGUAGCAGUACUGCUGGCAACAAUGCAUCACAACAAACAAGCAAGCGUCGAAAUUCGGUGGCUAGUCUGAAGCCUUCUACAUCAGCCACUACUGCCAACUUGUCAAAGUCCUUGUCCACCACCACGAUUGCACCCACGCUGUCCACGCCAUCAACUGUAGGAGCAGCAGCAUCGCUUGCUCCACAUCCACCGGCUGUUCAUCCCAUGUCUCCACUUGCAUUGCACGCUAAAAGGACGCUGCAGGUUCACAUUCAACCCUUAUUUCCCUCCAACUUUGAGUUUGAUAGGGAUCCCAUCUUGAGUCUGGAUGCAGAUGACGAGGAUGUAUUUGCACCGACCCAGCACCCAUCACAGCGUAGAAAGAACAAGUCGACCGAGAUCUCACUCUCCAUGUUGCUAAACAACGUAGUCAUUCUAGAAGAAGCCAUCAAAGAACUAGUGGCCAUUAUGCAAGUAAGAAGAAGUCGGGGCAUUGACAGAAUUAGGUAUACUUGA
Messenger RNA from Mucor velutinosus, 3030 nucleotides. RefSeq lists its product as uncharacterized. The record is from RefSeq and is a predicted model, not a curated record. NCBI's taxonomy places the organism in Eukaryota, Fungi, Mucoromycota, Mucoromycetes, Mucorales, Mucoraceae. The transcript has 2 exons. The coding region runs from base 1 to 3030 and encodes 1009 amino acids.